AUGGAUUUUUUUGAAGAUGAUGCCUAUGGAUUGGGUGGGGUAGAUCCGGAAAUUAAAGCCCAUAUUACGAAUCUUGUAUCAGCUCUUGGUGGUCCAGAUUUCACAGACCCGUUCAAAGUUUAUAAACUUGGAGAUGACGCAUUGGCUUGUUUAAGAGAUUUGAAACGAUGGCUAAAGGGCUAUGAUGAACGAUUGGAUCGUUGGGAUAUCGCUAGAGCCCUCUCUGAAACUAAAUUGGUGCCAUUUGAUUUAAUCGAGAUUUUAACUCUAUGGGAAGAACGGUCUCAAAGUAAAACGAACCCACCUACUAAGAACAUGGAUAGAAUAGCUUUAGCAUGUCUUGAGUUAUUAGUACCUUUGACUUGGCCUCUUGAACUGAAUAAACUGACUUCUACUACUAAUCAUUAUCGCCAUGCGCCACAUUUAGAAUUGGCUAGGGCCAGAUACAAACGGGCUGUUUUGAAUCAUCCAAAGAAAUUGGUGUUCCGCGCGAUAAUAAGAUUGGCUAUACCCAGUUUGAAAUUGUCAAAAAUCGACCGCACACCGCGUGAUAAUGGUAUUAUUAAAUUAGUGGUAUUUUUUAUUCGAAAUAUUCUUUCAAUUGAGGCUGAGACUACUAGUGCUUCUGCCAAAACCUUUGCAGAAUGGGAAAGUUUUGGGGAUGAUAUUUCACGAACCACUACAAUCAAUUGCUUCAAUAAACAGAGGGUCCUAGAUUUCAUCAUCACUUUAGGAGCUGGUAUAGGUCACAAUUUUGAAGUUCAAGAUACAGGAGUACUAGAAUCGGUAUUCUAUCUUCUUCAUAAUAUUCCUGUUAGCGAUAUAAUUGCACCACCUCCAGGAAGUGUGCAACCCGUUAAGAAGAGAGGCGAUCUUAGUGAUCUAUUAGCAAGAGAAAAAGAUAUACGAAGAGAUAUUCAAAGACAUGCGCCAAGUCGUCACAACCGUUUUGGUACGAUGAUUUCAAUGGAUAUCAUGGAAAAAGGUAGACUCUCUGUGUCUGGUCAAGGUGGUCUCUGGGAUACAUCUGCGACUCUGGACAAGGUCGACACUAGCAAGAAAUGGCAUAAGCGAGCAGCUAGAGUCAGCGAAUAUGGAGUGAGUAAAGCUACUAUUGACCCAGGUUGGAGCAUAAUCUGA
Messenger RNA from Sugiyamaella lignohabitans, 1140 nucleotides. It is a transcript of the gene TOF1, whose product is annotated as Tof1p. The record is from RefSeq and is a predicted model, not a curated record. Gene Ontology annotation, biological process: replication fork arrest; DNA repair; DNA replication checkpoint signaling. NCBI's taxonomy places the organism in Eukaryota, Fungi, Ascomycota, Dipodascomycetes, Dipodascales, Trichomonascaceae. Gene Ontology annotation, cellular component: replication fork protection complex. The coding region runs from base 1 to 1140 and encodes 379 amino acids. The transcript has a single exon. Gene Ontology annotation, molecular function: DNA binding.